This is a messenger RNA of Dioscorea cayenensis subsp. rotundata (Guinea yam), 6995 nucleotides long. RefSeq names its product protein NETWORKED 1A-like. Lineage: Eukaryota; Viridiplantae; Streptophyta; Magnoliopsida; Dioscoreales; Dioscoreaceae. Gene Ontology annotation, cellular component: plasma membrane. Gene Ontology annotation, molecular function: actin filament binding. The record is from RefSeq and is a predicted model, not a curated record.
AGUUGUUGUUUUUAUGCUUAAAAACUAGAUUUUUUGUGAUCUUGUUUGUGGUCAAGUUUAUGUCUUUUCUUUUUCAUGCAUUUUGAUCAGUGUUUUGAGUUGUAGAUCACCAAGUUGGGUUUUUUCUGUCAAUGUUCAAGUGGAAAGUCGCCAUCUUGAGUUGUUAUCAGUGAUCAAGUUCAAUUUUUUGUGGUUCUUUUAGAUCAAAGAGGGUUUUUUCUUGCUGCGGAUGGAUUAAGCUCAGUUGUGAACUUAUUCACUUUGGUAUGUUGAUGGAGAUGAAUAAAGCCUUCAUGCUGUCAAUGCUGGGAGAUUUUGAUGAGAUUUGGAUGUUCUCUUGAGCUUUUUCAAUCUGUUAACAUAGUUGCUUGCAGUUUUAUCAUAAUUUUCCAAGAGAUUUGACAUUCAGAAAAGCAGGGAAUGUAGUACAUUGGAUCUAUUCAUUCAGGGCCGGAAUUUUCAUCAAUUCGGUUUGGUUGCUUGACUGCUUAGAAUCAUGGCUACUUUUUUACAUGGUGAAACAAGACGAAUGUAUUCCUGGUGGUGGGACAGCCAUAUCAGCCCAAAAAAUUCCAAAUGGCUGCAGGAAAACCUCACUGAUAUGGAUCUCAAGGUCAACUCGAUGAUCAAGCUCUUAGAAGAAGAUGCGGAUUCAUUUGCAAGAAGAGCAGAGAUGUACUAUAAGAAACGACCUGAACUUAUGAAACUAGUGGAGGAGUUUUACCGAGCUUAUCGUGCUUUAGCAGAAAGAUAUGAUCACGCAACUGGGGCACUUCGACAAGCACACCGUACAAUGGCUGAAGCAUUUCCUAACCAAAUACCAUUGAUAUUGACCGAUGAGUCUCCAUCAAACUCUUCUUCUGCUGCAGAGCCCCGCACUCCUGAAAUGCCUCCGCCUCUUUGUGCACCAUUUGAUCCUGAUGACUUGCAGAAGGAUGCUUUGGGUUUAUCAUCCAAUUUUCAUACUAUCAACAGGAAUGGCUCGUACUCAGAGGAAAAUGAUUCAGUAAUGAGCAGAAAAGGUCUGAAGCAGUUGAAUGAUUUGUUUGAGACUGGUGAAGGAACAGCUCGCCCGAAGUUUUCUGAAGGGAGAGUUAGAAAAGGUUUGAUUUUUCACGAAGAAGCAAUAAAAAGUUCAGAAGCUAAAAGGCAAAAUAACGAUUUGGCAGAAAAAGAAGCUGAAAUAAAAUGUCUGCAAGAAAAGGUUUCAGAAUUAUCGACAGAAAUCCAUGAUCUUGAAAACCGACUUACAUCAGAAUCUGAACGCGCCAGUAAGGCUGAAACUGAAGUUCAAUCUUUUAAAGAGAUGCUCUCUGAUCUGAAAUCUGAAAAGGAAGUUACUCUUCUCCGCAACCAGGAAUCUCUAGAGAGGAUAGCUGCUCUGGAGGCUGAGAUUACUCGCCUGCAAGGUGAAUUGAAGAAAUUAAAUGAUGAUAUGGUUACUGAAGGAUCAAAGUUAAGCAAUGCGGAACAGCGAUGUGUUCUCUUGGAGCAGGAAUAUCAUUCUUUACAAUUGGAAUUGGGCAAACUUUCACAGAAAACAAUGCUACAAGAAUCAGAACUCCGGGGAAAACAGGAGGAGGUGGAGAAACUUGAGACUUGUUUAAAAGACGGACAACAGCAAUGCUUGCAAGCAGAAACGGCCCUUCAGGCAAUGGAGAAACUGCACUCCGAAUCCCAACAAGAGGUGAAGCUUUUGGCUCAUGAGGUUCUCUCCAACAAUGAGAGGUUGAAUGGCAUGGAACGCAGUAUAUUGGAUUUGCAGCAAGAAGUAAAGCAUCUUAAAGUGGAGAAUAACAAUUUGCAUGAGCAGAAUCGUUCUUCUGCAAUGCUGAUGAGAAAUCUGCAAGAUGAAAUAGUUUCCUUGAAGGAAACAAAGGGAAUCCUUGAAGACGAAGUGCGACUCCAUUUAGAAGAGAAGAAAGUUAUUCAGCAAGAGUUUGACAGUCUAAAGGAAGAACGGAAAGAUUUAGAACAAAGGCACAAAGACAUUGCAGAUCAACUGAAGAUGGUUAGUUCAAAUGCUGAAUCCCUUCAAACAUCGGUAAAGGAAUUGAAGGAUGAAAAUGCAGAGCUGAAAGUGGCUUGCAAAAAACAUGAAUAUGAACAAACUCGGAAUGUGGAGAACUUGAAAUAUUUGGAGGUGGUCGCUGAGAAGAAUGCUGAGUUAGAAGUUUCUCUCUCAGAUGCGCAAGUCGAGUUAGAGGGAUUAAGGGAGAAGAUCAAAUCUUUACAAAGUUCUUGUCAAGCUCUUCACGACCAGAGUGCAUUGCAUGUUUCUGAAAAGGCUUUGCUGGUUGAUCAAGUAGAAAACAUUUCCCGGAAUAUGGAGAACCUUUCAGAGAAAAAUACAGUCUUGGAGAACUCCCUGUCUGAUUUGAAUGUUGAGCUUGAAAGUGUUAGAGGAAAGUUGAAAGACUCAGAAGAAUCCUGCCAGCUUUUAUCUGAUCAGCAAUAUAAUCUUCUCAAUGAAAAGAAUGGUCUCUUCUCUCAGGUUGAAAGCCUCGGCAUUUCUCUGGAAAAUAUGGAGAGGAAGUAUGCUGAAGUAGAAAAACAGAAUUUGAUCUUAAACAAGCAGAGAGCAGCAAUGUUUGAUCAACUCAGAGAAUUGCAUGACUGCUUAAAACUAGAAAAGCAAGAGAGGGAAAGACAGUUCCAUCUGAGCAAUAAUCAACAGGCUAGUCUAGAGAACAGGAUAUAUGUAUUGCAAGAAGAAGCUCGUCUCAGGGAUGCUGAGUUUGUAGUGGAGCAGGAACAGAAAAUAAAUGCUGAAAUUGAGAUUUGCAUCUUGCGUGAAUGUUUAUCUGAUAUGAAAGAAAGUAACUCAAUUAUUUCUAUUGAGUGCAAGAAGCAUCUAGAGGCAUCAGUACAUCUGGAGAAACUAAUUUCACACCUCAAGCAGGAAGAUGUCAAGCAGCAGGAGAAGCUUGAGUUGUUAUCUAUGGACAAUCAGAAGCUUAGAACAGGAAUUCAUGCAAUGUUGAAGGCACUAAACGUCAACACGAAGUUUGGGGCUUCAAAUGUAAUCAAAGAUGAUGAUGAGUUCAUAAAGCUUGUUUUGUCUAGAAUAAGGAAUUUGUUGGAUAUUAUUUCUGAUGCAGAAGAUGAAAAACAACAUUUAGUUCUUGAACAGCUCGUUAUCAUCACUGUUCUUCAACACUUGGGACUGGAUUUGGCAAAUCAUAUAUCAGAAAAAAAUCUCCUCCAGCGGGAAUUUACAACCAAAACCGAUGAGUUGUCACAUUUGCAAGCAAAGGUGCAUGAGCUUGUUGAGCUGAAGGAACAGUUACUGCAAGAAGUGGAAGCUGCCAACAAAAGGGAAGAAGUGCUGAAGGAUAAACAGUUGUCUCUUGAAAAUGCACACUUGCAAUCACAAGUUGAGAUUUGCAAGCUGAAGAAAGAAAACCAGUCAUUGUCAAAUAGUUUUCAUGCUUUGCAGGAGAAGAAGGCCUCACUGGAAGAAGAUAUAAGUCAAACCCUUGCUGAAGCAAUAAAGCAUGAAUUCUUGCAUUUAGUUUUUAGUGGUAUUACUGAUGAGAAAAUGUCGGUAUUGAAGUUGUCUUUGGACGAGCUAGACUGCCUUAAUGCAGUGAAAAAUGAACUCAACAAGGAAAUUACAGUACUGAAGGAGAAGGUUGCUAUGUUAGAAAUUGAAAAUUUGCAUCUCAAUGAGCAAGUUAGCUGUUUGGAAGACUGUAAAAAGCAGAUGAUUGUUCUAGAGGCUGAGUUGACAGCAAUGAGAACUACUUGUGAACAACUAAAUGUGAGAAUUGAAACCGGAGAGACUUUGUUAAUGGCAAAAAGUGUUGAACUCUCUGAAGUGAAUCAGAAACUGCAAGAGGUCUAUGAGACUUCACAAAGCAAAAUUCAUGAACUGACUGAAGAAAAUCAGACCUUGUCACAGAAACUUAAUGAUAUAAUGCAAAAGAAAGACGACGUUGAAGAGGAAAACAGUUUUCUGGUUCAGGAGUUUAUGGCAAUGGAGUGCCUUUAUGUGAUAUUGAAUGGUCUUAGUGCUGAUAGAGCAUUGGAAUUGAAGUUUUUUAGUGAUGAUCUUGACAAUCUUCAUGGUGUCAAUGAUGACCUUAACCAGCAGAUCCGAGAGCUGGAUGAAAAAGUGAGAGCAUUGGAAGUUGAAAACAUGCACCUCAAUGAGUCAGUUGUCCAUCUAGAAAGUGAUCUGAAAACAGCACACAAUGUUUGUGAACAACUAAAUCAUCAAAUUGAGUUGGGGAAAAAUUUACUGAUGCAGAAAGAAAUGGGUCUCUUGGAAGCAAAUGAAAGGGCACAAGAGGCUCAUCAGUUGGCCCAAAGGGAGAUGUCAACAUUGCUUGAGGAGAAACAUUACUUGUCAAAUAACUUGUAUGAUUUGAUGAAGAAAAUGGAUGUUGUCGAAGAGGAAAACACUGUCAUUUUCAGAGAGGCUUUGGCCCUUGAUUGCCUCUAUUCAAUUUCAACGUGCCAAAAUGCUGAGAAAAUUGGAGAGUUGAAGUUGCUUUGUGAUGAUCUUGAUCACCUGCAUGGGAUAAACCAAAGCCUUGAUCAAGAGGUAAGAAUAUUGAAUGGCAAAAUCAGCUUCUUCGAAGAAGAAAAUUUGCAGCUCAGGGAAUCAAAACUCUACCUUGAGGAAUGCCGAAGCCAGUUGCAAGAUGCUGUCCUACAAUCAGAAUUAGAGAUUGGCAAGCUGGUUGAAGAAAAUCAAUCCAUGUCAUUGAAAUUUAAUGAGCUGAUGGAUAAAAAGGAAGCCAUCGAAGAGGAGAAUGGAUUGAUACUUAAAGAGGUUAUGACCUUUGAGUUUCUUCAAUUAAUCUUUGAAAGUCUCAGUUCUGACAGAGCAUUGGAGUUGGCAUCCUUGAGUUCCGACUUAAAAUGUCUUAUUGCAGUUAGAGAAGAACUUGAUGAGGAGAUAGGAAUGUUGAAUGAAAGAAUAACAUCUUUGGAAGUAGAAAAUAUGUGCCUUAAAGAGUCAGUUGUUCAUCUUGAAGAGUGCAGGAAUCAGAUAAUCGGUCUAGAAGAUGAAUUGAGAGCUGCAAGGAUUAUCUCUGAAGAAUUGAAUCGCCAAGUUGAAGCUGGGGAGAAUUCUUUGGCUCAGAAAGAAAUGGAACUCUCAGAAGCAAAUCAGAAGGUUCUUUCGAUUAAAGAACACAAUGCAGAAGUCUACAAAAACCUUCAAGAGCUUAAGCUAGACAUUGAUGGAGCUAAAGUGGUCAGAGAAGAGCUAGAGAAUAAGGUUUUGACAUUGUUAGAAAUCAACGCCAGCAGGGAGAAGGAGAUCACGCACAUUCGUGGAACUAAUGAAUGUCUCGAGGGUGAGCUUGAUAAACUACAAAAGGAGUCAGAAAUUCUUAGAAGCAGGGAAAAGUGUCUUACUUCUGAACUGCAGAAAAGAAUUGAUGAAGUUGGGUUUUGUGAGCAGGAGAUUGUGUCGUUGGUAGGUGACAUACAAGUCUCCACCAUUAAUGCAGCAAUCCUCGAAGAAAAGCUACUAGAGAUGCUACUAGUAUGCGAGAGUCUUGAGAUUGAUACCAUGGUGCUCACAAAGAUACUUGACAAGGAAAUUGACACAACAUAUGUGUACAUGAAUGCCUUGAAGAAAGAGCUAGAAGACAUCAAGGGAGAAAAUACAGGACUGAAAGGCGACUUGAAUUCCUAUGCAUUCCUUGCUGUAUGUUUGUCUGAUACUAUUGCUUCUCUCAAAGAACAUACUCUUUCCCUCAAAAAGCUCUGUGAUGAGACCUAUCAAGAAAAUGAGGAAAAUUCAUUGAGAUGUUAUGACUUAGAAGAGAAAGGUCAAGAACCGAGUGAAGCUUAUCAAUCUCAUGUGCCUGCGGGAGUGUUGAGGUUGCGUGAGUCCCUUGCUACUGUUGAAGCACUUCAAAAGGCAGUCAUUAAUACAAAAAAGAUUCUAAUAGAGAAGAAGAGGUCAUCCAAGAUGAAUAAGGUUCACAGGGGUGAAAAUCUUGGAAUGAACCUUAAUUUGCAUGAGGAUAAUGCUGAUGUCUCAAAGGCGAAAUGUGGGCAGAUGAUGAAAGAUAUUCAGCUAGACAAGGUCUCGAGUUCUUCACUCUAUGGUAACAAUGUAAGUUCAUUUAGACCGAUCAGGAGUGGCAGCGGAGAAACCGAUGAUCAGAUGCUUGAGUUGUGGGAAACUGCUGAAAGAGACUGCAACAACCAGAUGAGGAAGGAGUCAUCAGCAACAACUGAACUCGACAUCGAGUAUCAUGAGAUAGAAGCGGUGGAAGAAGCAAAGAGUGAUUACCCAUCUUCUGAACUAGUGGCGGAGAAAGAGUUGAGCAUCGACAAGCUAGAGUUGCCAAGACAAGAUACAGAAUCCUACCAAGGAUGGAAAACUCGGGUUAUCGAGAAGCUUGUUGGCGACACUCAAAGACUUUCCGCGCUCCAAACGAGCUUACAAGAACUGAAGAAAAAAAUGGAGAGUUGUGAAAAGAGCAAGCAUUCAAUUAGCUUUAAGUAUGACACUAUCAAAACUCAGCUGAAUGAAGCCGAUGAAGCUGUAAUGCAGUUAGUUGAUAAUACCGGUAAGUUAAUGAAGAAGGCUGAGGACUACUCUGAUAACAAUGAACGGGAAAAUGAAGACACCAGAGGUCGAAGAAGAAGGCAACUCUCAGAACGAGCUCGACGGGGAUCAGAAAAGAUCGGUGGGUUGGAGCUGGAGUUGCAGAAGAUACAAUACAUAAUGCUGAAACUUGAUGAAGAAAAUGAGAGCAGAUUCAGAGCUCUAGAGAGGAAGUCAAGUGUUCUUCUGAGAGACUAUCUCUACGGACGAAGAGAAGGAAGCAAGCACAAGAAGAGGCUGUGUGGAUGCAUGAGACCAAAAACAACCGGCGAUUAAAACUUUGUAACUUCUUAAUCUGUUAAAGUGAUUUGGACGAUAGUUUUCAGUUAGCAAAGUUUUCAGUUUAGUUAUUUUAUCAACUAGAUUUACAUGAACCAAUGCAAUGAUAGCAAGAGAGAUCAUUUUUCUAUUUAAUUCA